AUACAAUUUCCGUUACAUUGGUUGAUAUUGAAGUGUUGAAAAAACACGACACUACCACUGCAGUAGCCAUUAUGAAAGGUUUAGGUGACCCAAAAGCUGAAACUCACCAUCAUAUCAUUCUAUGCCGCACAAAAGAAAAUCUCCAGCAUGUUCUAAAACUGGCAAAUAUGAUCAAUCGUCUGGACCAGCACAACUUUUGGCUAACAGUUUUCGAAGAUUUCCGGAAUAUAGAUGUACACGAUCUGAUCCUCAACAAGCUGACGAACCUUGUUGUCAUCAAAAAAUCGUACACGACAGAAAACGAUGUGAAUAUGUGUGAUAUAGUGGUGGCAGUUUUUGGUACCAACAAAAUAAAAAUAAAGUUAGAGGAGGCAUACGUAUACGAUGGGAUACGUUUUUUCGCUGAAGGCAUACGUGGCAUUUUAAAAAAUCAUACCAAUGAAACGGAUAUUCUGGACAACACAAAUACAGCAGAGCGUGGGUUGGCACUUCUUAGCACAUUUGAGCAGCUUCACAUUAAGGGAUUAUUAGACGGAACACAUUUUGUUGAUGGCUAUCAUGGGAAUACAAAUGUUGAUAUUUGCACUGCAUACGGUCCACCAUUAUCAAGAUUCAAAAGUGUGGCGACGUGGUCGAGAGAGAUAUCAUUUGUCCCCAAAGAAAACAUAUUUCCAAAUACAUGGAAAGGUUUUGGCAACGUCACCCUGACCAUCGCCACUCGAGAGGCUAUACCAUUUACAAUUAAAUUGGCUGGAAAUGAAACACGUUACCAAGGAUUAUGUUUUGAUAUACUAGAUGAAUUAGCUUCUAGACUCAACUUCCGUUAUAAACUGGUCGAGCCACCUGACCGGAAGUGGGGUGGAAAGAACCCGGAUGGAACAUGGAAUGGAAUGGUUGGCAUGGUGAUGAGAGGGGAAGCGGCGUUUGCAGUGGGUCCAUUCACAAUAACAUCAGCAAGGGCUGAAGUGAUAGACUUCACCAAGGCAUUUAUGGAAGAUGGUGCAGGAAUCAUCCUAAAGAAACCAAUCGACAAAACACCUUCGGUCCUCAAAAUAUUUCGUCCGUUUAAAGAAGAUGUCUGGCUGCUUAUUUCUGGGGGCAUUGCGCUGAUCGGCUUCGUGGUUUACUUCUUUAGUUUCACGACACCAUAUAGCGGUUACAGGAGAGGCUUGGCGGGAUCAUCAAAAUAUGAGAUCAGUUUAUUAGAGAAUCUAUGGCUGGUGUACGGGUCUUGCUUACAACAAGGCACCGACGUAUUCCCACGAGCGCUGUCUUCAAGGCUUGUUAUGAUAGCGUGGUGGGUGUUCGCCAUUGUCAUCAUAGCCACAUACACUGCAAACUUGGCUGCGUUAUUGACAGUGCAACUUAUCGUCACCCCCAUCAAAAAUCUUGAAGAACUUGUUGACCAGUCAGAUAUUCGCCCACUAGCCAAAGAUGGAUCCAAUCUCUAUGAUUUGUUCAAGGGAUCCUCCGAAGAUACAGUAUAUGGCAAAGUCUGGAAGAUGAUGGAAAAUGGACCAAAGAUUACAGAGAACCCCGAUGCCUAUAGACUGGUGCUACAUGAAAAUUAUGCAUUUAUGGGUGACAAAUCACAGCUAGAGUAUAAAGUCCUCACUGAGUGCAGAGAGUUUGCGCUAGCUGAUACAUUGUUCAACACGGCUGGCUAUGGAUUUGUCUUCCCCAAGCAAUCACCAUACCUUUCAGACUUCUCAAAAAACAUAGUACGUCUCCAAGAGGCAGGACUCGUGGAAAGAUGGAAACAAAAAUGGUGGCAGUCACGUGAUGAAUGUACGAACAAUAAAGAACAAAAAGUUCCCGAUCCGUUAAACAUUCAGACACUAUCUGGAGCAUUCGCUACGCUUGCACUUGCCUCUUUUGUCGCGUCUAUCGUGGUUGCUAUUGAGUGUGUAUGUUUUAAAAGAAGACGCCGAGAUAAUGAUAAUACAUAGAACACUAAUAACCGUCGGAAUGUAUUGAUGCA
Messenger RNA from Owenia fusiformis, 1981 nucleotides. Lineage: Eukaryota; Metazoa; Annelida; Polychaeta; Sabellida; Oweniidae. The record is from the annotation of a GenBank genome assembly.